This is a messenger RNA of Sclerotinia trifoliorum, 2721 nucleotides long. The record is from the annotation of a GenBank genome assembly. NCBI's taxonomy places the organism in Eukaryota, Fungi, Ascomycota, Leotiomycetes, Helotiales, Sclerotiniaceae.
GCUGAAAGGAAGGCCUGUAAUUAAAUCCAAGGCUCGGUAAGUACUACGCCUUACGUGUACUGUUCUCUAUAUCUAUCUCUCGAUGACACUUAACAAGCUUCAAGUAUUUUAAAUUUCCGUAUUCUUUUGUUUUUUCUAAAGUCGCUCCUUCCAGCAAUGAAAUGAUUUUGAAGUUUCCAUGAACAGUCGCGACCCGUUUAAUUUACGCCGCUCCCCAGCAUUCGACAUCCUUCGAGGCACUGCGACACAAGCGGCUUCAAACAUUACUCAGAGGGUUAAAGAAGUAGGCGAACAAGCUUUUGAGUCUGGGAAGCAAGCUGUUGAAGAGAUGUCCACUUUUUCAAUACCGAAGAACGUCCCCUCUUUUACAGACCCUCAGCGGAAUUUGGAAAACAGAGCUUGGGCGGCCUCUGGCAUGACCGCGAGAUCAUCGACUGCAAACACAGGUGGAGGAGUAAUUAGUGGAAUACAAGACCGGGUUGGAAACCUCCUUGGUGAAAGUAGGGAUCUGCCGAUGUAUAAAGACAAGCCAUACUCAUAUGCCUCCUCUAGGAGGGCAUUGCCUAUUUACAAGCGGCGGCGCAUUGUCUUCGGAGGCAUUGCAUUUGUGGUUUUUGUGUUAUACCUCUUAGGGUUCUUCGGAUCUAAUGACGUGACGAAAGAAAAAUCGAAAGACAGAUGGACAUGGCUGCAGCGACCUGAAAAGACGGCCAAGGCAAUUGAUUGGUUGGACCGAAGGGAAAGGGUCAAGGAGGCCUUUAUUUUGAGUUGGGAUGCAUAUGAACGAUAUGCAUGGGGAUAUGAUGAGUUCCAUCCAAUCUCGAAGCACGGGAAGCAAAUGACCCCGAACGGAAUGGGUUGGAUAAUUGUGGAUGCUUUGGAUACGAUGAUAUUAAUGAAUCUGACAAGCAGAGUGCAACAUGCAAGAGAAUGGAUUACAAACUCGCUGGACUACGAUCAAGACCAAGAAGUUAAUACAUUUGAAACUACGAUCCGUAUGCUCGGGGGCCUUCUAUCCGCCCAUUAUCUAUCUACGGAAUAUCCACACUUAGCUCCAUUGACCGAAGACGAUGAAGGAGCUUCGGGAGAGGAUUUAUAUCUGGAAAAGUCAAGGGACUUAGCUGACCGAUUGCUUGGCGCUUUUGAAUCUCCUUCUGGAAUACCAUUCGCCAGUGUCAAUCUUAAGACCAACAAAGGUGUACCAUCUCAUGACGACGGUGGAGCGUCAUCUACAGCAGAGGCAGCCACGUUGCAAUUGGAACUGAAAUAUCUUACCAAACUCACUGGAGAAACUGAAUACUGGGAAAAGGCUGAGAAGGUUAUGAAAAUAAUUGAUGAUAAUGGCAUGGAGGACGGACUUUUGCCAAUCUACAUAUACGCUAGUACUGGAAAUUUCCGUGGAAAAAACAUCCGCUUGGGCAGCCGUGGCGAUUCAUAUUACGAGUAUUUGAUCAAACAGUAUCUUCAAACUUCAAAAGAAGAGCCUAUCUAUGAAGAACUUUGGGACGAGGCACUCAAGGGAGUUCGCAAGCAUCUCAUCACGUACUCUAGCCCUUCGCGCUUUACCAUUCUUGCAGAGAGACCUGAAGGUUUGAGUGGCUCUCUUUCACCAAAGAUGGAUCAUUUGGUAUGUUUCAUGGGUGGAACGAUUGCCUUGGGCGCUACUGGUGGUAUCGCGGAGGCUGAGGCACGUAAGCUACCAAGUUGGAGCGCGAAAAAGGAUGAAGAGAUGAAACUUGCCAGAGAGUUGACGCAUACCUGCUGGGGAAUGUACAAGGUCAUGGCAACCGGGCUUGCUCCCGAAAUUGCACAUUUCAACAUUGAUAGCCCUCCUCUGCCGGAAAGUGCACCACACGAGGCACCUUCGAAUUUUGAUGACCCUGAAAAUCAAGAGUGGCGGAAAGACUUUAUUAUAAAGAAGAGUGAUAACCACAAUCUUCAGAGGCCGGAAACUGUCGAAACACUAUUCUAUAUGUGGAGAAUAACGGGAGACGAGAUGUACAGAGAAUGGGGAUGGGAGAUGUUUAGGUCUUUUAUGAACCAUACAGCCGUUGAAGAGGGUGGUGGCUUUACGAGUCUUUCUGAUGCUGAUGUUCUGCCUCCACAGACCAAGGAUAAUAUGGAAAGCUUCUGGCUUGUAAGUAUAAUUUGCUUGUUGUUGUUAUUAACAAAUUUGCUGACCUCAUCAAGGCUGAAACUCUUAAAUACUUUUAUCUUCUUUUCUCGCCAAAUGACCUCCUUCCUUUGGACCAAAUAGUCCUUAACACAGAAGCACAUGCAUUCCCGCGGUUCAAGAUGGGUCCAUUGUUGUCAACCGGAUGGAAGAGGAAGCCCAGGGGACCGGACGGCAAGAUUCUACCAGAACCAGAGAAAAAGCCCGAAGUGAAGGAGGUUAAAAUCCAGGAAGCGAAGGAUGCUGGGACGUGAAGUCGAAAAAGGAAAAUUGUAUAUGAUGGAUGAUAAUCAUGUAAAUUCGUUGUAUUUUUAUCAGAUCUAAAUAGUGGGCUAUUAAAUGGCUUCCUCGUCAUUACCCGCGUUGAUGAGUCGGGGCAAUCUAAAAAUAGACCCUGCUCCUCGAAUAUUGUACUCGUGGUCAGACUAUUGUACUUUCUAUGUACGGAUCUACUCGGAUCUACCCCCGUACAUUCCAAUAGUAAAGGAGCUAGCUGAAUGCACCUUCCCGCCGUAUCCGAAGUACCUUCUUCAAAUACAACAUUUUAC